This is a messenger RNA of Gossypium raimondii (Peruvian cotton), 1139 nucleotides long. RefSeq lists its product as uncharacterized. The record is from RefSeq and is a predicted model, not a curated record. Bases 342 to 1139 code for a protein of 265 amino acids. The transcript is spliced from 6 exons. Lineage: Eukaryota; Viridiplantae; Streptophyta; Magnoliopsida; Malvales; Malvaceae.
GGUAUUAUCGGUGUGUCAAAAUUGUUAACUACGAUAAAUUCUAAGUUAUUUUCAUAUUUAAAUUUUUUGUAAUUAAUUAGUUCUUUUUGAGUUAUUUUUGCAAAAAAAAAAAAACCAUACAUAUUUUCGUCUAUGCCCAGCAUUAGAUAGGUCUACAGGCAACUUUAUUAAAUUUUAAUAAGGUGAUAUAAUUUGAAUAUUUGCAUGCAUUGAACAUAAAUUCUAAAUAACAAUUAUUUAAAUUUCAAGAUAAAAUAUAUUUUUACUUGCAUCUAUUCUAACAACCAUUUUUUUUUCUAAUUAAAGUUGCUAACUGUAUUCUUGAUUAACAAUUGAUAUAGAUGGGAAGAAGCGCCUCGUCUGAGAUGAUGCCUUCGCAUUCUGAUAUUGAGGAAGGUGAUGUUAAGCAUGGACUUUCCUCCUCUCAAGAGUUUCAUGGGGAGCUUCCAAGUACAACUUAUACGAAUCAACAAGAUUUUGAGUGUGCGACUGCAAAUUCUGUACCUGUGAUUUAUUUUGAUGAACAACAAUCUUUACCUGAGACUUAUACGACUCAAAUGUUUCAUGGGGAGCUUCCAAGUGCAACUUAUACGAAUCAACAAGAUUCUGAGUGUGCGACUACAAAUUCUGUACCUGUGAUUUAUUUUGAUGAACAACAAUCUUUACCUGAGACUCAUACGACUCAAAUGUUUCAUGGGGAGCUUCCAAGUGCAACUUAUACGAAUCAACAAGAUUCUGAGUGUGUGACUGCAAAUUCUGUACUUGUGAUUUAUUUUGAUGAACAACAAUCUUUACCUGAGACUCAUACGACUCAAAUGGCACAAAUCCAAGGCCAAACCUCGAAAAAAAAGAGCCCGAAGCCUGAAGAACGAGGGAAGGCCGCUCGUCUUCUCCUCCCCGACACAGCACAGGAUUCAAAGGAAAAUCUAAAAAAAAAGCCCCCCAAAAAUACUGCAUGUUCGGCUUUUAUAGCCGAUUUAUUACUGCUUCUGUUGUGUCUUUCUUUGCUGUUUACAAGUGCAAGUGGGGUGAUUGGAGCAGGUGGUGGUAGGUGCGGUGUAGCAGUGGCGGUGGCAGAGGAGGCCAAAAGUCAAGGGGUGACGCCUAGGGUUUCAGUCUUUGAAACCCUAGGCAGAUAG